Messenger RNA from Alligator sinensis (Chinese alligator), 16087 nucleotides. RefSeq names its product AHNAK nucleoprotein (gene AHNAK). The record is from RefSeq and is a predicted model, not a curated record. Gene Ontology annotation, cellular component: costamere; nucleus; cytoplasm. The transcript has 6 exons. Bases 590 to 15196 code for a protein of 4868 amino acids. Gene Ontology annotation, biological process: regulation of RNA splicing. Lineage: Eukaryota; Metazoa; Chordata; Crocodylia; Alligatoridae. Gene Ontology annotation, molecular function: protein binding.
GGAGACGCCAGGCUGCGAUGGGGAGGCGGGCGCGGCGGCCUGUCUGGACCCAUCCGUAGUGCCGGGAUGACUCAGUCGGGCUUUCUGAUCCUGGCGCAGAGCCUGCCCCUGCCCCAGCCCCGGGGGCACCGUGGGGAGAGGCUGCUUGCUGGGGGGGGCCAGCGCUUGGGAGCGGGGGCUGCGCUGCCAGUGCUGGGGCAGGCACCAGCACCCACCUUCGGCCUAGUCCGGCCUGGGUGUGUCCAGGGCAGGCGGGCUGCCCACGGGUGGCGGUGGCUCGAGGGGGGGUGCACACCCGUGACGCCCUCCCCCGCGCUGGGAGGAGAAGGCAGUUAGCAGCAUCAGGCCUGGAGAGACCGAAGCGAAGCUCGUCUGUCUCCCCGGGACCAGAGCCGCCCGUGUGCCCGGCCGGGCUGGGGUUGGAGCCGGAGUGACCCGAGACGCGGAGCGAAGCCCUUGCUGCUGCUCUGCCCUCACCUCCUCGUCCUGGGGCCCGCUGGGAAACUGCACCGAAGAUCACCGAAGGAUAAGCAAGUGAAAAGAGAGGAGUUCCUGGGGCGGUUCCAGCCCGGACCAGAGUCCCUGAAAGAUGGAGCAGAAAGAGGAAGAAACGCGGGAGAUCCUGCUCCCCAACUGGCAAGGCAGCGGCUCCCACGGCAUCACCCUCGACCAGACGGACGAGGGUGUCUUCGUGAAGCAGGUGGUGCAGAACUCCCCCGCGGCCAAGACCGGCGCCGUGAAGGAGGGAGAUCAGAUUGUGAGCGCCACAGUCUACUUCGACAACCUGCAGUCUGGGGAGGUCUCGCAGCUCCUGAAAACCAUGGGCCACCACACCGUGGGGCUGCGGCUACAGCGGAAGGGGGACAGGUCCCCGCUGCCGGGACAGUCCUGGUCACACGAUGUCUUCACGCACAGCGGUCCAGAGGUGGUUCUGAGUGGAGACGACGAGGAAUACCAACGGAUUUACACCACGAAAAUCAAGCCACGGCUGAAGUCGGAGGAUGCAGCAGAGGCUGAGAAGGCCGGGACGCAAAGCAGGACCAUCACCGUCACCAAGAAGGUCACAGCGUACACUGUGGAUGUCACGGGGCCCGAAGGAGCCAAGGACAUCGAUGUCACAAGCCCGGAGUUUAAAAUCAAGAUGCCGAGGCAUGAAUUCACCCACGUCACGAGAACUACAGAGUAUGAAACGGAGGUGGGGAGGCCCACGGUCAAAAUCCCAGCUGUGGACUUGCAUGGGAGGACGGUCCAAGCCACAGACCUCAGCGCGGGCGUCCGAAGGGGCGCUCCUGGCAUCUCCUGCUCCAGGCCAACGGUGGAGGUAUCUGCCGGGAAGCUGGAUGUGGGUGCCCCCGGCAGCCAUGUGGGAAGACCUGACAUCAGCGUAUCAGGACCCCACGUCACAGGCGCGCAGCUGAGAACUCACACGGGCUUUCACGCCCCAGACAGCCACGUUCCAGGGACGGAAGCAGGAAAAUCAGUGACGGUGGAAGUCCCCGGGUUUCAUGUCUCUGGCGCCAGGUUCCCGGCCUCUGAGGUCCGCUCCCCUGGGAUGGAUGGGACAGACCCCGCGGGACCCCUAGAUGCAGGGUUUCACGUGAGGGGCGGUCAAACAGGAGUUUCUGGCAUUGAUAUUAAAGCACAAGUCCCGGGAGCCAAAUUCCCACAGGUUGAUGUCUCUGGUCCCAAGGCUGAUCUAUCGUUUCCCAAAACGAAGGGCUUUGGAGUUGAUAUUUCUGGCCCUCAGAUCCGGGGGGAUCUUGAACCUCCUCGGGUGGACGUUUCUGUUCCAGGAAUCAAAGGUGCUGGGCAAGACCUCACGGGCCCAAGUAUUAAUGUUGAGAGCACUGGAAAAAUAAACAUGCCUGCCAUGAAGAUGCCCAAAUUUGGAUUUGCGGUUUCAGGCCCUGGUCUUGACGUCCAAAUGCCACAGGCCGGGGCUGAUCUGUCUGCGCCAAAGAUACAGGCUCCUCAGGUCGAUAUUGCACCUUCCUCUGUUCACAUUGAAGGUCCCAAAUUGACGAGGCCUUCGGUGGAAGGGCCUAAAAUAUCAGGGCCACAGGUGGACGUGGAUCUAAAAGGCCCUGGGCUAAGAGGAACUGUGCAGGUUCCCUCUCCAACACUAGGAGGUCCCAGUGUUGAUAUCAGAGGCCCCGAGGGCGACCUUGCUGCUGUUCCAGGGGCUGAAGGAAAAAUAAAAAUGCCCCAAAUGAAAUUCCCUAAAUUCAGUGCAUCGGGCCCGACUGUGGAUGUGGCUCUUCCCAAAGGAGGGGUGGCAGUGACAGGACCCAAGGGAGAUAUUGGCACCCCUGGUCUGCACCUGGAAGGAGAAUGGAAAGGUCCUAAACUAACGAAGCCUGAAUUCCUUGCUCAGACACCGCAGAUCUCCAUGUCUGAUGUGAACUUGAAUCUGAAAGGCCCCAGUCUGCAGGGACGGAAGACAGAUAUUUCUGGGGGUCUGAAAGGACCUGCUAUGGGCAUCAAAGGCCCAAAGUUAGACCUUGAAGCUCCUGCCGUCAGCAUCCAGCGUCCAGAAGGUCAACUCAAAGGGCCUGAUGUGUCCCUGCCAGAUGUGAAUGUGAACCUGAAGGGGCCCAAGGUGAAGGGAGAUAUGGGUGUUUCCGUCCCCGGGAUAACAGGUGACUUCAAAGGGCCUCAGGUUGACAUCCAAGGUCCCAAAGUGGGAAUAGACGCUCCUGCCAUAGAUAUCAAAGGGCCGGAAGGACACCUGAAAGGCCCCAAAUUUAAGGUGCCUGAAAUGCAUGCCAAGACCCCCCAUAUAUCAAUCCCUGACAUUGACUUGAACCUGAAAGGCCCUAAACUGAAGGGGGAUGUGGAUGUUUCUGUUCCAAAGAUAAAGGGUGACCUGAAAGCCCCUAGCAUUGAUGUCAAAGGUCCAAAGGUUGACAUUGAUGUCCCAGAUGUGGACAUUCAUGGCCCAGAGGGCAGAUUGAAGAUGCCCAAAAUGAAGAUGCCUAAGUUUGGGGUGCCAGGCCUGAAAGGAGAGGGCCCUGAUGUGGACAUAACACUGCCAAAAGGGGAGGUGGAGAUUUCUGGUCCAAAGGUCGACAUUGCUGCUCCCAGCUUGGACAUCAAAGGCCCAGAAGGAAAACUGAAAGGCCCCAAGUUUAAGAUGCCUGAGCUAAAUAUCCAGGCCCCCAAAAUCUCCAUGCCAGAUGCAGACCUUAGUUUGAAGGCACCUAAACUGAAGGGAAAUGUGGAUACUUCUGGUCUGAAGAUGGAAGGUGAUUUCAGAGGGCCCCAAGUGGAUGUGGAUGUUCCUGAUGUGGAUUUGGAGUGUCCAGAAGGCAAAGUAAAGGGCCCUAAAUUUAAAAUGCCCAAACUAAAUAUUAAGGCCCCUAAGAUCUCUAUGCCAGAUGUGGACUUGAAUCUGAAAGGACCUAAAGCAAGAGGAGGGAUGGAUGUUACUGUCCCAAAGAUAGAAGGUGAUUUGAAAGGACCUGAAAUUGAUAUCAAGGGUCCAAAACUGGAUGUGGAAGCACCUGACAUGGACCUGGAGUGCCCUGAAGGAAAACUGAGAGGUCCGAAAUUUAAGAUGCCUGAAAUGCAUAUCAAAGCCCCCAAAAUCUCCAUGCCAGAUGUCGACCUGAAUCUGAAAGCCCCAAAAUUAAAAGGUGAGGUUGAUAUCUCUGCUCCUAAACUGGAAGGAGAUUUGAAAGGGCCUGAUAUUGACAUCAGGGGCCCCAAAGUAGACAUUGAUGCCCCAGAAAUGGAUAUUCAUGGCCCAGAAGGUAAAUUCAAAAUGCCCAAAUUCAAAAUGCCCAAAAUUGGGAUGCCUGGUUUCAAAGGAGAGGGACCUGAUGUGGAUGUGAAGCUUCCAAAAGGGGAGGUGGACGUCUCUGGUCCCAAGAUAGACAUUGGUGCCCCAGAGUUGGACAUUGAAGGCCCAGAAGGAAAACUGCGAGGCCCCAAAUUUAAGAUGCCCGAGAUGCACAUCAAGGCUCCAAAAAUCUCUAUGCCAGACGUUGACUUAAACCUGAAAGGGCCCAAGCUGAAGGGGGACGUGGACGUUUCUGUCCCAAAAAUAGAAGGUGACCUGAAGGGUCCCAGCAUGGAGCUUCAGGGCCCCAAAGUGGACAUUGACGCGCCAGAUGUGGACAUUCGUGGACCAGAGGGUAAAUUCAAAAUGCCUAAGUUCAAAAUGCCCAAGUUUGGGAUGCCUGGGUUCAAAGGGGAGGGGCCAGAUGUGGAUGUAAGUCUUCCUAAAGGGGAGGUGGAUAUUUCUGGGCCCAAGGUAGAGGUUGAUGCCCCAGAUGUGAACAUCGAAGGUCCAGAGGGAAAAGUAAAAGGCCCCAAAUUUAAGAUGCCUGACAUGCAUUUCAGCGUUCCUAAAAUCUCUAUGCCAGAUAUAGACUUGAAGGGACCUAAAGUGAAGGGGGACAUGGAUGUUUCUGUCCCCAAAAUAGAAGGCGACUUGAAAGGACCUGAUGUUGACAUUAAGGGUCCAAAAUUGGACGUGGAUGCUCCAGACCUUGAGAUUGAAGGUCCUGAAGGGAAAUGGAAAGGACCCAAAUUCAAGAUGCCUGAAAUGCAUAUUAAGGCACCUAAAAUGUCUAUGCCUGAUGUAGACUUUAAUUUGAAAGGCCCCAAAAUGAAGGGGGAUGUGGAUGUUUCAGCUCCAAAGAUACACGGGGAUUUGAAAGGCCCCAAGGUGGACAUAGAGUGCCCUGAUGUCGACAUUGAGGGUCCUGAGGGAAAACUGAAAGGUCCCAAAUUUAAGAUGCCUGAAAUGCAUUUCAAGGCCCCCAAAAUCUCCAUGCCUGAUGUUGAUUUGAAUUUGAAAGGUCCUAAAUGGAAAGGGGGUGUGGAUGUUUCCGCUCCCAAGUUAGAAGGGGAUUUGAAAGCACCAGAUAUAGACAUCAAGGGCCCCAAAGUAGAUGUUGAUAUCCCUGAUGUCGACAUUGAGGGUCCAGAGGGAAAAAUUAAAGGCCCCAAAUUCAAGAUGCCUGAAAUGCAUUUCAAAGCCCCUAAAAUCUCAAUGCCUGACUUUGACCUGAACCUGAAAGGGCCUAAAGUGAAGGGGGAUGUGGAUGUUUCUGUGCCCAAAGUGAAGGGAGAUCUGAAAGGGCCAGAGGUGGAUAUCAAAGGCCCCAAACUGGACAUUGAUGCCCCUGAUGUGGACCUGGAAGGCCCAGAAGGAAAGCUGAGGGGCCCCAAAUUCAAGAUACCUGAGAUGCAUUUCAAGGCCCCCAAAAUCUCCAUGCCCGAUGUCGAUUUGAAUUUGAGAGGUCCAAAAGUGAAGGGGGGUGUGGAUGUUUCUGCUCCCAAACUGGAAGGUGAUCUGAAGGGUCCUGAUGUCGAUAUCAGAGGCCCCAAAGUGGACAUAGGGGUCCCAGACGUGGACAUUGAAGGCCCAGAGGGGAAACUGAAAGGCCCCAAAUUCAAGAUGCCCGAGAUGCAUUUCAAAGCCCCCAAAAUCUCGAUGCCUGACUUUGACCUGAACCUGAAAGGGCCUAAAGUGAAGGGGGACGUGGAUGUUUCUGUGCCCAAAGUGGAGGGAGACCUGAAGGGGCCGGAGGUGGAUAUCAAGGGCCCCAAACUGGACAUUGAUGUCCCUGAUGUGAACUUGGAAGGCCCAGAAGGAAAGCUGAGGGGCCCCAAAUUCAAGAUGCCUGAGAUGCAUUUCAAGGCCCCCAAAAUCUCCAUGCCCGAUGUUGACUUGAAUUUGAGAGGUCCAAAACUGAAGGGGGAUGUGGAUGUUUCUGCUCCAAAGCUGGAGGGUGACUUGAAGGGUCCUGAGAUUGACAUCAGAGGCCCCAAAGUGGACAUUGAUGCCCCAGACGUGGAUAUUCAUGGUCCAGAGGGGAAAUUCAAGAUGCCCAAGUUUAAGAUGCCCAAAUUUGGGAUGCCUGGGUUCAAAGGGGAGGGGCCAGAUGUGGAUGUAAGCCUCCCGAAAGGGGAGGUGGAUAUUUCUGGUCCCAAAGUAGAUAUUGGGGGUCCCGAUUUGGAUAUUGAAGGCCCGGAGGGAAAGCUCCGAGGUCCCAAAUUUAAGAUGCCUGAGAUGCACAUCAAGGCCCCCAAAAUCUCCAUGCCUGAUAUUGAUUUGAAUUUGAAAGGUCCUAAAGUGAAGGGGGGUGUGGAUGUCUCUGCUCCCAAACUGGAAGGUGAUUUGAAAGGCCCAGAUGUGGACAUCAAAGGCCCCAAAGUGGACAUAGGGGUCCCAGACGUGGACAUUGAAGGCCCAGAGGGGAAACUGAAAGGCCCCAAAUUCAAGAUGCCCGAGAUGCAUUUCAAAGCCCCCAAAAUCUCGAUGCCUGACUUUGACCUGAACCUGAAAGGGCCUAAGCUGAAGGGAGACAUGGAUGUUUCUGUGCCCAAAAUGGGGGGAGACCUGAAGGGGCCGGAGGUGGAUAUCAAGGGCCCCAAACUGGACAUUGAUGUCCCUGAUGUGGACUUGGAAGGCCCAGAGGGAAAGCUGAGGGGCCCCAAAUUCAAGAUGCCUGAGAUGCAUUUCAAGGCCCCCAAAAUCUCCAUGCCCGAUGUUGACUUGAAUUUGAGAGGUCCAAAACUGAAGGGGGAUGUGGAUGUUUCUGCUCCAAAGCUGGAGGGUGACUUGAAGGGUCCUGAGAUUGACAUCAAGGGCCCCAAAGUUGACAUUGAUGCUCCAGAUUUGGAAAUUCAUGGUCCAGAAAGUAAAUUCAAGAUGCCCAAGUUUAAGAUGCCCAAAUUUGGGAUGCCUGGGUUCAAAGGGGAGGGGCCAGAUGUGGAUGUAAGCCUCCCAAAAGCUGACAUUGAUAUUUCUGGUCCCAAAGUAGACAUUGAGGGUCCCGAUUUGGAUAUUGAAGGCCCUGAGGGAAAGCUCCGAGGUCCCAAAUUUAAGAUGCCUGACAUGCACAUGAAGACCCCCAAAAUCUCCAUGCCUGACAUUGAUUUAAAUUUGAAAGGUCCAAAACUGAAGGGAGAUGUGGAUGUUUCUGUUCCAAAGCUGGGGGGUGAUUUGAAGGGGCCUGAUAUUGAUAUUAAAGGCCCCAAAAUUGACAUUGAUGCUCCUGAUGUGGAUAUUCAUGGCCCAGAGGGGAAAUUCAAAAUGCCCAAAUUCAAAAUGCCCAAAUUUGGGAUGCCUGGGCUGAAAGGGGAGGGGCCAGACUUGGAUGUAAGCCUCCCAAAAGGGGAUAUUGAUAUUUCCGGUCCCAAAGUAGACAUUGAGGGUCCUGAUUUGGAUAUUGAAGGCCCUGAGGGAAAGCUCCGAGGUCCCAAAUUUAAGAUGCCUGAAAUGCAUAUCAAGACACCAAAGAUCUCCAUGCCUGAUGUUGAUUUGAAUUUGAAAGGUCCAAAACUGAAGGGGGAUGUGGAAGUGUCUGUUCCAAAGCUGGAGGGUGACUUGAAGGGUCCUGAGAUUGACAUCAAGGGCCCCAAAGUUGACAUUGAUGCUCCAGAUUUGGAAAUUCAUGGUCCAGAAAGUAAAUUCAAGAUGCCCAAGUUUAAGAUGCCCAAGUUUGGGAUGCCUGGGCUCAAAGCAGAGGGGCUGGAUGUGGAUGUAAGCCUCCCGAAAGCUGACAUUGAUAUUUCUGGUCCCAAAGUAGACAUUGAGGGUCCCGAUUUGGAUAUUGAAGGCCCGGAGGGAAAGCUCCGAGGUCCCAAAUUUAAGAUGCCUGAAAUGCAUAUCAAGGCCCCCAAAAUCUCCAUGCCUGACAUUGAUUUGAAUUUGAAGGGCCCUAAACUGAAGGGAGAUGUUGAUGUCUCAGCUCCAAAGAUAGAGGGUGACUUGAAGGGGCCUGAUUUUGACAUCAAAGGCCCCAAAGUGGACAUUGAUGCCCCAGACGUGGAUAUUCAUGGUCCAGAGGGGAGAUUCAAGAUGCCCAAGUUUAAGAUGCCCAAAUUUGGGAUGCCUGGGUUCAAAGGGGAGGGGCCAGAUGUGGAUGUAAGCCUCCCGAAAGCUGACAUUGAUAUUUCUGGUCCCAAAGUAGACAUUGAGGGUCCUGAUUUGGAUAUUGAAGGCCCGGAGGGAAAGCUCCGAGGUCCCAAAUUUAAGAUGCCUGAAAUGCAUAUCAAGACACCAAAGAUCUCCAUGCCUGAUGUUGAUUUGAAUUUGAAAGGCCCUAAACUGAAGGGAGAUGUGGAUGUUUCACUUCCCAAAAUGGAGGGAGAUUUGAAAGGGCCUGAUAUUGACAUCAAGGGCCCCAAAGUUGACAUUGAUACUCCGGAUGUGGAUAUUCAUGGCCCUGAGGGGAAAUUCAAAAUGCCUAAGUUUAAGAUGCCAAAGUUUGGGAUGCCUGGGUUCAAAGGGGAAGGACCAGACAUUGAUGUAAACCUUCCAGCAGCAGAAGUGGAUAUUUCUGGGCCUAAGGUAGAUAUUGAUGCUCCUGAAUUGGACCUUGAAGGUCCAGAAGGCAAGCUCAGAGGUCCCAAAUUCAAGAUGCCCGAGAUGCAUUUCAAAGCCCCUAAAAUCUCAAUGCCUGACUUUGACCUGAACCUGAAAGGGCCUAAAGUGAAGGGAGACAUGGAUGUUUCUUUGCCCAAAGUGGAGGGAGAUCUGAAAGGGCCGGAGGUGGAUAUCAAAGGCCCCAAACUGGACAUUGAUGUCCCUGAUGUGGACCUGGAAGGCCCAGAGGGAAAGCUGAAGGGUCCCAAAUUCAAGAUGCCAGAAAUGCACAUCAAGGCCCCUAAAAUUUCCAUGCCCGAUGUCGAUUUCAAUCUGAAAGGCCCAAAACUAAAAGGAGAUCUGGAUGUGUCUGUUCCAAAGAUACAGGGUGACCUGAAGGGGCCUGAGAUUGAUUUAGAAGGACCCAAACUGGACAUCGAUGCCCCAGACAUGGAUAUACAGGGCCCAGAAGGGAAAUUUAAAAUGCCCAAAUUCAAAAUGCCCAAAUUUGGGAUGCCUGGGUUCAAAGGAGAAGGGCCAGACAUGGACAUAAACCUCCCGAAAGGGGAGGUUGACAUUUCAGGCCCCAAAGUAGACAUUGAAGGUCCUGAUUUGGAAAUUGAAGGCCCUGAAGGAAAGCUCAAAGGUCCCAAGUUCAAGAUGCCUGAGAUGCACAUCAAGGCCCAAAAGAUCUCCAUGCCUGAUGUUGAUUUGAAUUUGAAGGGGCCGAAGUUGAAGGGAGACAUGGAUGUUUCUGUUCCAAAAAUAGAGGGUGAGCUGAAGGGUCCAGAGUUUGACAUCAAAGGCCCCAGAAUUGAUAUUGAUACUCCCGAUGUGGAUCUUCACGGCCCUGAAGGUAAACUCAAAAUGCCCAAAUUCAAAAUGCCCAAAUUUGGGAUGCCUGGGUUCAAAGGAGAAGGAGAUGUGGAUGUAAGCCUCCCGAAAGGGGAGAUUGACAUUUCAGGUCCCAAGGUGGACCUUGAAGGUCCUCAUUUGGACAUUGAAGGGCCAGAAGGGAAGUUGAAGGGUCCCAAAUUGAAGAAACCUGAAAUGCAUUUUAAUGUGCCUAAAAUCUCCAUGCCUGAUAUUGACUUGAAUUUGAAAGGACCCAAAAUGAAGGGUGAUGUUGAUGUUUCUCUUCCUAAAUUGGAAGGUGAUUUGAAAGGUCCUAACAUUGAAGUCAAAGGACCAGAGAUCGAUCUCGAGACACCAAAACUUGAAAUAGAAGGAAAACCUAAAAAGUCAAGAUUUAAGCUUCCUAAAUUCAGUUUCUCUGGCCCUAAAGUUCAAACUCCUGACGUGGAUGUGAAGGUAAAGAAACCGGAUAUUGAUGUGUCCGGUCCAAAGGUGGACAUUAGUGCUCCUGAUGUUGACGUUCACGCAAAAUCCAAAGGAUCUAAAUUCAAAAUGCCUUUUCUGAGUAUUUCAUCCCCUAAAAUGUCCAUGCCAGAUGUGGAAUUAAAUCUGAAGGGGCCUAAACUGAAAGGAGACUUGGAUGUUUCUAGCCCGAAGCUGGAAGGGGAACUGAAGUGUCCUGAAGUUGAUAUCAAAGGUCCCAAACUGGACAUUGAUGCACCAGAUGUUGAUAUUCAUGGGCCUGAAGGAAAACUCAAAAUGCCCAAAUUAAAAAUGCCCAAAUUUGGCAUGUCUGGCUUCAAAGGGGAGGCAGAUGUGGAUGUGAAACUUCCCAAGGCGGAUGUCGACAUUUCAGGUCCUAAGGUAGACAUUGAAGCCCCCGACUUGAACAUUGAAGGGCCAGAGGGAAAACUGAAAGGGCCCAAAUUCAAGAUGCCUGACAUGCACAUUGGUGUUCCUAAAAUCUCCAUGCCAGAUAUUGACUUGAAUUUGAAAGGUCCUAAGUUGAAGGGAGAUGUGGAUGUGUCUGCUCCUAAGAUAGAAGGUGGUUUGAAGGGGCCAGAAGUGGAUAUCAAAGGCCCAAAGCUGGACAUAGAUGCCCCUGAUUUGAAUAUUGAAGGACCAGAGGGAAAACUGAAAGGCCCAAAAUUUAAGAUGCCAGAGAUGAAUAUCAAGGCACCAAAAAUCUCCAUGCCUGACUUCGAUCUCAAUUUGAAAGGUCCCAAGCUGAAAGGGGAUGUGGAUCUGGACUUGUCUGUUCCAAAGGUAGAAGGUGACUUGAAAGGACCAGAGUUUGAUAUUAAGGGCCCCAAAGUGGACAUAGAAGCUCCAGGACUUGAUAUCGAAGGUCCUGAGGGAAAAUGGAAAAGUCCAAAAUUUAAGAUGCCUGAAAUGAACAUCAAGGCCCCCAAAAUCUCCAUGCCUGACUUUGACUUAAAUCUGAAGGGCCCUAAACUGAAGGGAGACAUGGAUGUUUCUGCUCCUAAGUUGGAAGGGGAUUUAAAAGGUCCUGAAAUUGAUAUCAAAGGCCCCAAAUUGGACAUCGAUGCCCCAGACAUUGACAUUCAUGGCCCUGGAGGAAAACUGAAAAUGCCCAAAAUGAAGAUGCCUAAAUUCGGCGUGCCUGGGUUCAAAGGGGAAGGCCCCGAUGUGGACGUCACUCUUCCGAAGGGAGAGUUUGAGAUCUCGGGCCCUAAGGUAGAUAUUGAUGCCCCAGAUUUGAGUCUUGAAGGACCAGAAGGGAAGCUGAAAGGCCCCAAAUUCAAGAUGCCUGAAAUGCAUAUCAAAGCUCCCAAAAUCUCUAUGCCUGACUUGGAUUUGAAUUUGAAAGGUCCUAAACUCAAGGGUGACUUGGACGUUUCAGCUCCUAAGAUACAAGGGGAUUUGAAAGGCCCAGAUGUGGACAUCAAAGGCCCCAAAGUGGACAUAGAGUGCCCUGAUGUUGACAUUGAGGGUCCGGAAGGAAAACUGAAAGGCCCCAAAUUCAAGAUGCCCGAGAUGCACUUCAAAGCCCCCAAAAUCUCGAUGCCUGACUUUGACCUGAACCUGAAAGGGCCUAAAGUGAAGGGGGACGUGGAUGUUUCUGUGCCCAAAAUGGAGGGAGACCUGAAGGGGCCGGAGGUGGAUAUCAAGGGCCCCAAACUGGACAUUGAUGUCCCUGAUGUGGACUUGGAAGGCCCAGAGGGAAAGCUGAGGGGCCCCAAAUUCAAGAUGCCUGAGAUGCAUUUCAAGGCCCCCAAAAUCUCCAUGCCCGAUGUUGAUUUGAAUUUGAGAGGUCCAAAACUGAAGGGAGAUGUUGAUGUCUCAGCUCCAAAGAUAGAGGGCGACUUGAAGGGGCCUGAUUUUGACAUCAGAGGCCCCAAAGUGGACAUUGAUGCCCCAGACGUGGAUAUUCAUGGUCCAGAGGGGAGAUUCAAGAUGCCCAAGUUUAAGAUGCCCAAAUUUGGGAUGCCUGGGUUCAAAGGGGAAGGUCCAGAUGUGGAUGUAAGCCUCCCGAAAGCUGACAUUGAUAUUUCUGGUCCCAAAGUAGACAUUGAGGGUCCUGAGUUGGAUAUUGAAGGGCCAGAAGGGAAACUGAAAGGUCCCAAAUUUAAGAUGCCCGAGAUGCACAUUAAGGCUCCCAAAAUCUCCAUGCCUGAUGUUGAUUUGAAUUUGAAAGGCCCUAAACUGAAGGGAGAUGUGGAUGUUUCACUUCCCAAAUUGGAGGGAGAUUUGAAAGGGCCUGAUGUGGAUAUCAGUGUUCCUGACAUGGACAUUGAGGGUCCAGAUGGAAAACUGAAGGGUCCCAAAUUUAAGAUGCCUGACAUUAAUAUGCCUAAAAUCUCUAUGCCUGAUUUUGACUUGAAUUUGAAAGGCCCUAAAUUGAAAGGGGAUGUUGACAUUUCUGUUCCAAAGGUUGAAGGGGAUUUGAAAGGCCCCGACAUUGACUUUAAAGGCCCCAAAUUGGACAUUGAUGCUCCCAGCAUUGACAUAGAAGGGCCAGAAGGGAAACUGAAAGGUCCCAAAUUUAAGAUGCCUGAAAUGCAUGUCAAGGCCCCCAAAAUGUCGAUGCCUGACAUCGACUUCAAUCUGAAGGGCCCUAAACUGAAGGGAGACAUGGAUGUUUCUGCUCCUAAGUUGGAAGGGGAUUUGAAAGGGCCUGAAAUUGAUAUCAAAGGCCCCACAUUGGACAUCGAUGCCCCAGACAUUGACAUUCAUGGCCCUGCAGGAAAACUGAAAAUGCCCAAAAUGAAGAUGCCUAAAUUCGGCGUGCCUGGGUUCAAAGGGGAAGGCCCAGAUGUGGACGUCAGUCUUCCGAAGGGAGAGUUUGAGAUCUCAGGUCCUAAGGUAGACAUCAAUGCCCCAGAUUUGAGUCUUGAAGGGCCAGAAGGCAAGCUGAAAGGCCCCAAAUUCAAGAAGCCUGAGAUGCAUGUCAGUGUUCCCAAGAUCUCCAUGCCAGAAAUUGACUUGAAUUUAAAAGGCCAUAAAAUGAAAGGAGAAUUUGAUGCGUCUGUUCCAAAGAUCGAAGGGAAUUUGAAAGGUCCUGAUGUUGAUAUUAGAGGCCCAGAGUUUGGUCUGAAGGGUCCUGAUCUCGACAUUGAAUGUCCAGAUGUGAAUCUUGAGGGUCCAGAGGCAAAUGUCAAACUUCCCAAGUUUAAGAAACCAAAAUUUGGGUUUGGAUUAAGGAGUCCUAAAGCAGAAGUGAAACCUCCAGCGGUAGAGAUUGACCUCCCAGAAGGUGAUCUGAAUGUGGAGUCUCCCGACAUUAGCAUUUCGGCAAAAGGAAAGAAAAGCAAAUUCAAAAUGCCUAAGCUUCAUAUGAGCGGCCCGAAGGUGAAAGGAAAGAAGGGUGGGUUUGAUGUGAGCGUUCCCGGCGGUGAGCUCGACUUGAAAUCUCCUGACGUCGACGUGAAUGUCACUAGUCCAGAUGUAGCCAUCAAAGGCGAUGUGAAUGUCAAAGCUCCUAAAGGGAAGAAACCUGUGUUUGGAAAAUUUCCCUUUCCAGACGUCGAGUUUGACAUCCGGUCAUCCAAGUUCAAAGGCGACGUUUCUGCAACGGUCCCCAAAAUAGAAGGGGAGCUUAAAACCCCAGGUUUGGAUGUGGCAGCCCCCAGCCUCAGUGGAAAGCUCCCUGAUGUUAGCCUGGAUGUCUCAGCACCAGGCAUCGAAGGAAGCAUGAACCUUCCUUCGGCUGACUUCAGUGCUGAAGGGGUCAAUGCAAAGCUGAAGGGACCCAAGGUGACCAUGCCAUCGGGAAACCUUUCGAUGCCCCAAGUCUCUGGACCUGGUUUUGAUGUAAACUUGAAAGGACCAAAAAUCAAGGGAGACCUGGAUAUGUCAGGUGGCAUCAGCGGCCCAACCGUGGGCGUGGAUGCCCCAGACGUUGACAUUGGAGGGAAGCUUAAAAUGCCAAAGUUGAAAUCUCCUGCUUUGGAGGGACCUCAUGUUGACCUGGGCAUGAAAGGAGAUAUUGGAUUUUCAGGUCCGCACAUCAGAGGGGGCAUGAAAGCCCCAGACAUGGAUAUUAAUCUCAGUGCCCCAGACCUUGAUAUCAAAGGGCCUACAGUGAAAAUGCCUUCUGUUGAUAUUUCUGCACCAGACUUGGAUGUAAAUUUGAAAGGACCAAAGUUGAAAGGUGAUUUUACUGCAUCCGGAGACAUCAAGUCCCCCCAGGUGUCUGUAGACACCCCAGAUGUCAACAUAGGAGGUCCAGGAGCUACAAUUAAACUUCCUUCCCUUAAACUCCCCCAAUUCGGCAUCUCCAGCCCUCACGUUGAGGGGUCAGACCUGGGCAUGCAUAUUGAAGGACCACAAAUAAAAGGAGACAUGAAAGGCUCAGGGAUUGGCAUGGGGUUGGAGGGGCCAGCAGCAGAAUUGAAGGGGCCUACAUUCAAAAUGCAGCCCUUAAACGGCUCUGGACCUGACCUUGACUUUGACUUGAAAGGACCAAAGCUGAAGGGCGACAUUGGGGUCACUGGAGGUAUUAGUGGCCCCAAAUUUGGAGUGCAGGCACCAGAGGUCAGCCUGAAGGGUGCAGAGGGGAGUAUGGGAGGUCUGAGAAUGAACCUGCCCACACGUGAGAUUUCGGGUUCCUACGAUGGGAAAGUUUCCGGAGUGGGGCUUCAUGCCGAUGCCCCCGAUGUCCAUGUGAAAGGUCCCGCGUUCGACAUGUCCAUGCCAAAAGUGUCUGGGCCAGACUUUGAUGUCAAUUUGAAAGGGCCUAGAAUCAAAGGAGGGGUUGGUAUUUCUGGACCAAAGGUGGAAGGUGAGCUGAGAGGUCCCACGGUAGGCAUCAGAGGCCCCAGCGCAGAGGUGAGCGUCCCCCAGGGCCACGUAGGGAGCGCAUUAGGGAAAGUGUCAUUCCCCAAGAUGAGAAUGCCCAAAUUUGCAUUUUCAGAGCCUGAGCUGGCGGGGCGGGAAGUGGGGGUGGAUGUCGAGUUCCCUCAGGCGGAUCCCAGCCUUCACGUGGGUGCUGUAGACGUGGAGUUUGACGACCCAGACAUUAAACUGAAGAAAUCCAAAAUUAAGAUGCCCAAAUUCAAUUUUUCCAAGCCAAAGGGCAAAGGUGUCAGCGUGGCCUCCCCGGAGGCCUCGGUGUCCGUCUCAGGGCCGAAGGGCGAACUGAAAUCCUCCAAGGCGAGUCUGGGCUCGAUGGAGGUGGAGCUGGAAGGAGGGGACGUGGCGGCCACUUCCCCCAAAGGGAAGUUCUCGUUAUUUAAAAGCAAGAAGCCGCGCCACCGGUCGUCCUCGUUCAGCGACGAACAUUCCUCCCAUUCCACCCCCACGGGCACGUUGGAGCUAGAGGCCAGCGCGGGGGUCGAGAAGGGGAAGCAGGGCAAGCUGAAAUUCGGGACAUUCGGCGGCAUCGGGUCGAAAACCAAAGGGUCUUACGAGGUCACAGGAAGUGACGACGAGGCAGGGAAGGGGCAGGCGGGCGGCAAGGCCCGGCUCUCGUCCUCCUCGAGCAACGACAGCGGGACGAAGGUGGGGAUACGGCUGCCUUCGAUAGAGCUGACGGUGGCGAAGAAGAAGGAGUGACAUGUCUGUGUACAUAGGCCUGUAUAUAUCCUCUGUGUGUUUGUAUAUAAACCCCAUCGCUUGGGAUACUUUCGAGCUCAGCAAUAACGGGAGCGAUGCCUGGGUGGGAGGCUGGAUUGCACGUAGUGGAAGGGGCUGCAGCAGGAGUGGGGGGCGGACGCACAGCUCUGCCCCCCACGCAUUGGAGAGCUUCCUUGUGCUCGAGACUUCAGCGUGCGCCUUCAAUGCUGAGAGCUUCAGUUUACUAGCAAGCUAUAUUUUGAUAUCGUUUUCCUUUUACUGAAUAUUUUCAGUGUUGGCUUAUGGAAAGAACGUUUCCAUUUUAAUUACCUUCUGGCUGAAAUUUCUAUCAUGAGAAAAGGAUCUAGGAAAAACACUGUAAAAUAUAUAGACACGACGGAGAGGUGUCAGUGUCGCAGCUGAUUUGGGGGUCCGAAGCAAAAAGGUUCCUUCUCACCGUGGCACUGGCGGCGGGCGGGACGUCUAAUCAAGCUGGUAGCCAUAUCCACAGAUUAAUUGGAGAAUACUGAGCUGGGGGUUGCUUAUACCUGGUGUUGAAAGUAGAACUUACUGGUGGAAAGUAGAACUGACCUCUGGAAAACUAACCGCGUGUACGUUGGGGCUGGGUUUCUUGACACCCUCUUAGUCGUCUCUGUAUGUUUGUCGCGUUAUUUUUUUGUACUAUAAGAGAGGACUUUUCUUCGCUGUGGGGCAAGCCAUCUGCAGUGGCCACUUUCCUGAGGCUUGUUAUCAUUUCUCUUAACAAAUGUAUCCUAACGGAGGAAAACAAAACACAACAACCCCCCCUCUUUCAGCACUUUAAUGGCAAAUUAACGGAGAAUGUAAGAAGAUUGAUCUUGUAAAAUGCAAAUAAACUGUUUAUUAACCUCA